AUGCACCAGGCCCGGCUGUUCGUCGUACGCCCGUGUCGUCUGAUCGCUCGUCGCCGCUAUCCCGCGUCUUCGUCCUCGCGCCGAUUCCAUCUAUCGCAACAAUGGCGGUCAGCUCCAUCCCAAGACCCUCAUGAUGGUUCAUCACCGCCAUCGGAUGCGCUCGAUAAUUGUCAAUCCCCGAAACUUGAAGACCUUGUCGCGAACAAAAGCCCAUUGCCCGCCGACGACCAGAAACCUGCCGCAAAGCCAUAUGGGUCUGCGUUGCGGAGAGCCAUGAGGAACCGCCAAUCGGAACAGGACAAACAGAAGCAACCGGUGGCUGCGAUUCCUAGCUGGUUCUCUGACCAGAACAUAGUCACUCGGGGUUCGGAGGGUGUUGUCCAGGCUCAACAAGUCGAAAUUACGAAGUCGAAACCGGUGCCCAGCCCAAACAACGCGGAGAAGGAACAAUCUCUAGCUGGAGGUGGUGGAAACAAUCCUGCUUCAUCCGGUGAACCUGCUGAAUCCGAUGAAGACAGCAGCUAUGCUGUGCCUGAAGAAAUUUGGAAUGAAUUGCGAGCGUCAGUCAAAGCGGGCCUGAGACUGCCGCCAGUGCAGUAUGCCAAAGAGCCAGCAGCGAAGAAGUCACAUAUCAUUCUUCAAUAUCCCGGAAAUGACGGAAUUCCGUUUUUGGAUAACGUGGUACGACAGCUGUCAAAUGACCUCGACACCGACCUAAUCACCCUCAGUGCACAAGAUAUUGCCCAGCUAUUCAGCGAGCAAGACCUUGCAGAGACUGGCACAACCACUUCCAUUCGAUCCCUCGGUUAUGAAGUUCAUCGUCCCCCGGUAGUGACUUGGCCAGAACCUAUAGAUGGAGAAGGUGACGGCGAGGAUGAUAUGAGUGAUAUUGCUGGGCCCCCGGGUGUGCGCACUGAGGUUAGCACCCCUAGGUUCAUCACUAUUGAGCCCAGCAAAGAUUCAGGUGAUGUACCGCUUCCAAACUGGCUUGGUCUGAAGUCAAUUGUGGCAUCCAUCAAUGGCCAAGGGGAUCAAGAAUCUGGUUCAUCGCGGCUCUUUGGCCCACGUAUAGAGCAGCGCUGGACCCGUUUGUUGAACGAAAUUAUAUCUUCUCUUGGUCGACCUGCAAAGCCUGCUUCCAAGGAAACAGAGGAUUCAGCUGAGCUGGACGUCGCUAUUCCUGUGCUUCCUCGUGACACCAUUGUCCACAUCCAGGAUUAUCGUGAUAUUCAAAGCCAGAGAGAGGGGUCUAGGGUCAUUUCGUUGCUGCAAAAGGUAAUUCAGGAACGGCGAGGAGCUGGUUCCAGAAUUAUUCUCAUUGGCAGUGUAUCCCAGGAGCUUCGUCAUGCUCCGUCACACGAUGGUAUCAAAAUUCUUCAAAAUGUCUUCGAUGACGGCUUUUCUAAAACAUUGGUGAUUACACCAUCCAUGGAAUUGAAGGCUGCUGAAAAGAAGUUUGCUCAAGACCAGAAGAAACGAACCAUGGAUAUUAACAUACGCCAUCUCCAAACUAUGUUGAAGUUCCGGCUCAAUGAGACUGCUUCGGCUGUUAAGGAUGAUAUUUUUAGCAACCGUGCCUGGUCGCUUGACCCAACAACAAUCAAACAAUCUGGUAUCAAGGAAAAGUUCUGGUCCUACAACCAAGUUCACUGGGUUGCAACAUUGGCACUGGGCAGUACAGAAGCUGGUGAAACUUUUGGCUUUGAACAUAUUCGACGUGGAAUUGAACUUAUGGACAAGGGGGAUCAAGUAACAAACGAUUGGUUACAGGCAAAGUCUCCCAAGGCGACAGAUGCUAGCAGUGGUCAGACUCGAGAGCAAUUGUUGAGCUCUUUGCGCAAGACAUGCACUUCUCACGAGAAGAAACUGCUCAACGGUGUGGUAGACGCAAAAAGCAUCCGAACCACAUUCAACGAUGUUCAGGUCCCGCCUGAGACUAUUGAUGCACUGAAAACCCUUACUUCUCUCUCGCUGGUUCGACCUGAAGCUUUCACUUACGGUGUGUUGGCGACGGAUAAGAUCCCUGGCCUUCUGUUGUACGGGCCUCCUGGGACAGGAAAAACCCUUCUUGCCAAGGCAGUUGCGCGCGAGAGUGGAGCAACUGUUCUGGAAGUGAGCGGUUCCGACGUGUAUGACAUGUACGUGGGUGAGGGUGAAAAGAACGUGAAAGCCAUCUUCACACUUGCCAAGAAAUUAAGCCCAUGCGUUGUGUUCAUUGACGAGGCAGAUGCCAUCUUCUGCUCUCGCACAGGCUCCAGCAGCCGGACCUCCCACCGCGAACUGAUCAACCAGUUCCUCCGCGAGUGGGAUGGAAUGAACGACCUCUCCGCAUUCAUCAUGGUCGCCACGAACCGUCCCUUUGACCUGGAUGACGCAGUCCUGCGCCGUCUGCCCCGACGACUCCUUGUCGAUCUCCCAACCGAGACAGACCGCCUCGCAAUUCUGAAAAUUCAUCUCAAAGAGGAACAACUUGAUCCAGCAGUCGACCUGGCUGACCUUGCUAAGCGCACAGAGUUGUACUCCGGCUCCGACUUGAAGAACCUCUCAGUCGCCGCAGCCCUAGCUUGCGUGCGAGAGGAAAACGAUGCCGCGGCAAAACACCAAGGCGACGAGCCCUACGAAUACCCAGCACGACGAAUCCUCACCGGUGCCCACUUUGACCGCGGAAUGGAAGAGAUCAGUGCAUCAAUCAGUGAAGACAUGUCUUCGCUGACCGCAAUUCGAAAAUUUGACGAACAAUACGGUGAUCGGAGGAGUCGGCGCCCGAAGUCUAAGGGAUGGGGCUUCGGACCUGCCGCCGAUGCACCUACCACCGAAUCCGUGCGCGUCCGAACUUGA
This is a messenger RNA of Penicillium pulvis, 2838 nucleotides long. RefSeq names its product ATP-binding protein. The transcript has a single exon. The coding region runs from base 1 to 2838 and encodes 945 amino acids. Gene Ontology annotation, cellular component: mitochondrial outer membrane. The record is from RefSeq and is a predicted model, not a curated record. Gene Ontology annotation, molecular function: ATP binding; ATP hydrolysis activity. NCBI's taxonomy places the organism in Eukaryota, Fungi, Ascomycota, Eurotiomycetes, Eurotiales, Aspergillaceae.